Molecule: messenger RNA, 604 nt
Organism: Guillardia theta CCMP2712
Lineage: Eukaryota; Cryptophyceae; Pyrenomonadales; Geminigeraceae
Exons: 6
Coding region: 8-529 (173 amino acids)
Source: RefSeq, a predicted model, not a curated record
AGAAGAAAUGCUUUCCAAGACUGUUGCUUUCUCGGCUGUGAUUGCCUCUGCGGCUGCCUUCUCCCCCGCUUCCUUGUCCGGGCUUCCCACCUCCCGCACCGGAGCCACCAGCACCUGCAUGGCCAACCGCUUCCCCCAGGGCGCUCCCUCCGGCGCUCCUCCCGCCGAUCUCUUCAACAUCUGGAGGGACGACUAUAUGCUGACCCCUCAGGAGGCUGCUGCUGAGGCUGCUGAGCGCAAGAGAAACACUCUCUUCGACGGCGUCCUCCCCCCAUUCUCCAACAUCGGCAACACCGAGCGUGGAGAAGACCUCGCCUCGCCCACCCUCCAGGGCUUGGGUGUCGCUCGUGACUUCUCCACCGCCAACCCCACCUCUGCCUACGACACCAGCUCCUUCGGAAAGGCCGUCGUGAUCAACCCGGACAUCAUUGCUAACCCCAAGACCGGAGCUGGUCCUGAGCAGGCUGCCUUUGCGAAGAAGGGAGUCAAGGCCCCCAACCCUGUUAAGAGAUUCUUCGGAAGGAAGUAAACACUUUCUCUUUUCGUCCUACAGCAACAAGAACAUCUCCCGAGAUCUGAAUAAAGAAGCAUUUCUAGAACAAAC